AUUGCUGAUGGCAUACGAUCUGUCCAGAGAAUCCAUAUUAACUCUCCCUCUAGACUCUGUAGAUGUGUACUGCUACAGGGUCCACUGGCCUACUUCCACAGAAGAGAACGUCAUUAAGUCAUUACGAGCCUGUACCGUAUUGAUGGUGCUUUACAGUUAUGCAGCACCAGGGUGGAGUAGGGCCCCCUUCGCAGAGAGGGGUCCCAGGACUGACCAUGGGUGCAGUAGGGCCCCCUUCACAGAGAGGGGUCCCAGGACAUACCAAGAGUGGAGAAGGACCCCCUUCACAGAGAGGUCCCAGGACAUGCCAAGGGUGGAGUAGGACCCCCUUCACAGAGAGGGGUCCCAGGACAGACCACGGGUAGAGUAGGACCCCCUUCACAGAGAGUUCCCAGGACAUACCAGGGGGACCCUCAAACACCACUAUGGGACUGCUGUCCCAUAGUGGUGUUUGAGGGCCCCGCUGGUACAGGUACAGGUAGACUGAUGUUCACUAGCUCAGUAUACUGGUGCCCUAGUACAUCAAAGGAGAAGACCCAUGUUCAGAUUAUUAUAAUUGACACCUGUGAAAGCACAACAUUUGACCAUUCAUUUCACUUGUGAAUGAAUCCGAUGUAGACCCAGGGGAAGGGGGCCUGUUUGUUUUAUGUUAAUUUGACUAUCUGUUGGCUUUGAAAGAGAACGUCAUAGGUGUGUGGAUAAAGGUUUGUUGUACUACGUUACCCAGGAGUCUUAGCGCCAGGUGGAUUCAGGAAGUGCACAACGUGAUAUAAGAGCUGAGCGUGUACAUGUGUUGGGGCCGCUUAAGUAAUAGAAAAAAAGAGUUCUCGGAGGUAAACAUGCUGCUGCGCCCUGUUUGUCAUAUACAACGAACAGGCAUAACAUUAGAAAACGACCAACGGUUGGCCGUGGGCUACGGUUGGACCUCCACCAGCGCACGCACCAGGUCCCGCUGAGCCGCUAACAACCCCCGCAUCUACAAGGUGGUGUUUUCUACUCCGGCCCCCUCCCCUCAUGGAUCUGAGGUCCGCUCUCCUGUGCGUCGGAGGGUCCGUGUGCUCCUUCAAACUGGUCCACACGCUGCUCGGAGGCCUGCAGGCGCCGCCCAGAGAGGGCCACCGAGCCUGGAGACAGCGCAACAUCGGCACGUCGCUGGCUCACAGCUCGCUGUCAGGAGCAUGGGCUGCGCUGUGCUUCUGGUGCCAUCCUCAGAUGGCCGAAGACCUGAUCUCCACUCACACCAGGUUCUCCUUCAGCCUGGUCACCCUGUCUACAGGUUAUUUCAUCUAUGACGCCCUGGAUCUGCUCCUUAACCAGUCGUUCAAGCGGUCAUGGGAGGUCCUCCUCCACCACGCAGUGGUUGUUUCCUGCUUCAGCCUGGCCAUCAGCUCCCGCCUCUACGUGGGCUUUGCUGUCCUGUCUCUGCUGGUGGAGAUCAACACUGUGUUCCUCCACAUCAGGCAGCUCAUGCUCCUGUCUGGCUGGCGGAACCGGCCAGCAGGAGGCAGCGCCCCCACCACCGACCCUCCCCGGCCCACGCCUGCUUUCCGCCUGACCAGCCUCCUCAACCUCGCCACGUGGGUUCUUGGUGUUCCGGUUGUGUACACUGGGCUGGAUGACUCGGUGGCUGGCCGCACAAGCGGGGCAAAUUCCUCGGUUCGCCCACACGCUGGGAACGGUGGGCUUGGGCGGCAUCACUGUCAUGAACGUGGUUCUUCUCUAUCGGUUGCUCCGCGCGGAAGUGCUGACCGACACACGAACCUCCGGAAAGGACCACUAGAGGGCGCUGCUCAUGUGACGGAACCUCCGGCCUAUUUUCACUCAGACGACUCUCCCAAUGAAAUGCUCAUCGGUCACGUUCCACCAGCGUUUACAAUAGACUCUUGCUCUUGACCCAAUAACUUAAUUACCUCAAUUAAUAUUUACAAUUAAACUGCAGAAUUAUUGUGUGAAAUAGCUCUUUAUUUAUCAGAGUAACAUGCCCAUCAUGGGAUGUUUCCGAAAUAUUAAUAUCAUGAAAAUAAAGAAAGAAAAAAAAAGUUGAA
This is a messenger RNA of Gadus morhua (Atlantic cod), 2045 nucleotides long. Its product is annotated as TLC domain-containing protein 2. Gene Ontology annotation, cellular component: plasma membrane. Gene Ontology annotation, biological process: plasma membrane organization; phospholipid homeostasis; regulation of membrane lipid distribution. NCBI's taxonomy places the organism in Eukaryota, Metazoa, Chordata, Actinopteri, Gadiformes, Gadidae. The record is from RefSeq and is a predicted model, not a curated record. The transcript is spliced from 6 exons. The coding region runs from base 1015 to 1893 and encodes 292 amino acids.